Messenger RNA from Tilletiopsis washingtonensis, 1005 nucleotides. Its product is annotated as NAD(P)-binding protein. Bases 1 to 1005 code for a protein of 334 amino acids. The transcript is spliced from 4 exons. NCBI's taxonomy places the organism in Eukaryota, Fungi, Basidiomycota, Exobasidiomycetes, Entylomatales. The record is from RefSeq and is a predicted model, not a curated record.
AUGCCCACCGCCUACCCCGAAGCACUGGGCUUCCGCUCCUUCGCGCGCGCCAACGCCGCCGCCUCGCUCGACGAGCAGCGCGCCCUCGUCGCCGGCGGCACGCAGGGCAUCGGCGCCGGCAUUGCGCUGCGCUACGCCCUCGCCGGCGCCGAGGUCUGGCUCAUUGGCCGUUCGCGCGAGCGUGGAGAUGCGGUGGUGCAGAAGCUGCAGCAGGCGUCGCAGGAGUAUCAGCGCAGGAGCGGCAAGGCCGCGCACACGAGCGGCGCCAAGGAGCACGUCUUCUUCAGCGCCGAUCUGGCAGACGCAAGGGAGAUCACGCGCGUCGUCGAGGAGGUCCGGCAGAAGGCCGGCGAGAAGGGCAUUGACUGGAUCGUGCAGACGCAGGGCGGUCCGCCGACAGGCACGUUCCGCGAGAACGCCGCGGGCGGCUAUGAGCAGCGCUUCGCCGUGCAGUGCCUGUCGCGCUUCGGCAUUGCGGCACAGCUGGCCGCGGCAGGCGUGGUCAAGGCGGGCAUCAUUCUUGUGGCUGCGCCGGGCUCGGGCGGCAACAAGGCCGUCGACGUGGAGGACCUCGACUUUGCAAAGGCGCGCCAGACGGGCGAGUGGAAGAGCGGAGUAUUUGGCCUGCUUGCGCAGGGUGCACGACAGAGCUCAGUGCUCGACAGUGUCUCUCAGACGCUGGCAGAGCGCCACCCGGCGCUUCGCAUCGCACACGUCUUUCCGGGACUCUGCAAGACGAAUGCACUGGCGAAUGCCGGCGGACCUCAAGUGGUGCAAUGGCUUGCAGACACGUUUGGCGGCAUCGUCAUGAACAAGCCAGGCGUGGGCGGGUUUGCUGAAGUGCCUUUCUAUCUCGCGGCGACUGCCGAAGGCCGUCAGCUGAUGCAAAGCGGCCAAGCAAACCUCUUCUCGCCCGGACUGCGCCGCUACGAGCUGUCGCCCAACGUCCGCGAGCUCUCGGUGCGCGAGAAGAUCUGGGAGCGCCUCAGUGCAGCGCUGCGCUGA